Molecule: messenger RNA, 1775 nt
Organism: Lepisosteus oculatus (spotted gar)
Lineage: Eukaryota; Metazoa; Chordata; Actinopteri; Semionotiformes; Lepisosteidae
Gene: rhbdl2
Product: rhomboid, veinlet-like 2 (Drosophila)
Cellular component (GO): membrane
Molecular function (GO): serine-type endopeptidase activity
Source: RefSeq, a predicted model, not a curated record
CCUUCGGUCAAAACCGCUAAAAGAGCAGCGUGUCGACCUCUGUUGAGGUCGGACUGCCGCCCUAGACGAAUCUGUUGAAACGCGAAGGCUUUUCCAUUUAGUUUUCGGAUUGAACGCAGUUCGCCUUGCCUCAGGAAUAACAAGAAUGUUUUCAGUAUGAUUUUUGACUUUUCGAUGAAGAUGCAUUAACCCGCCUGGUAGUUUCUAAAGUGCCCUUACAUUUUCUUAUGUAGUUUUAAUUGAUGAUCGUUUUUAAGUUGGGUACGUCCUGCCUGUAUUAAAUACUGGCAUUUCUUGUGUAAGAUACUGGGACAAGACCAGAGUUACCGGAACUCCUGUGCGUUUAAUGCAACUUGCGAGCUCAUGAAAGCUGUUUGUUUCUCAGCAGGGAGGAAGCACAGUACAGGAAAAAGCAGGCUAACCCUGUCAUUAACGUAAACAGCAGAGGGGAAGAAAAGGCGCUCCAAGUCUUUUGUUCCAUUACUGGAAUCCGGUCUCCAGCAACAAGGAUGAGUAGAAAAAUGGACGUGGAUGAAGUUUAAAAUUGGAAUAAUCCAGCCCACUCAUCUAUCAGAUCGACGCGCUUUAACUUGUUCGAAGAGACGUCAGACUUGCGUUUGAACAAUUUAGGGUUUCAGUGUUGUUUGUUUUUAGUAGUUUUUUCCCCCUCUAACGUCGCCCGCGGAACCAUGGCCGCCGAAGAAGAUAACCCGUUUAACGGGGAGGGCGAGGCGGAGGAGACGGUGGAGGAGACCUCCGAGGGGUGUGGCUGGUGCGAGAGGUUUCAGCGCUCUGUGGCCAAAUGGAUGCUUCCGGAGCACGCCAGGGACAUCUACCUGGAAAGAGCCAACUGCUGUCCCCCUCCCAUCUUCAUCAUACUGAUCAGUAUCGGCGAGUUGGCCGUCUUCAUCUACUAUGCUGUGUGGAAGCCCCAGAAGCAGUGGAUCACUCUGGACAAGGGCAUCCUGAACAGCCCCCUGACGUACCGCCCUGAUAAGAGAGAAGAGGCCUGGCGCUUCAUCUCAUACAUGUUUGUGCAUGCUGGGGUGGAGCACAUCUUGGGCAACCUGACCCUGCAGCUGCUGCUGGGGAUCCCGCUGGAGCUGGUGCACAAGGGGAUCGAAGUGGGAACCGUCUACCUGUCCGGAGUCCUUGCAGGCUCACUGGCCAGCUCCAUUUUCGACCCCCUGCACGCCCUGGUCGGUGCAUCAGGAGGUGUGUACGCACUCAUCGGGGGGUAUUUCAUGAACGCCCUGGUGAAUUUCAAAGAGAUGAUUCCAUUACUGGGUGCAUUCCGAAUAGUAGCAAUUUUACUGAUAGUUGGGACAGACGUUGGAUUUGCUCUUUACAGAAGGUUUAUAAGUCACGAAGUCGGUCAUGCAGUCUCCUUUGUGGCUCAUAUAGCUGGGGGAAUGGCAGGCAUGACUGUGGGAUUCGUGUUCUUCAGCAACUACAACCAGAAACUCCUCAAGGACCCCAAGUUCUGGGUGUGCAUUGUGGGAUACUUCGCCUUCAUCCUCUUUGCCGUGCUGUUCAACAUUUUCUUAUCCCCAGCCUGACGGGAGGCGGGGGGCGAGCUGGUGUUUCGUUCAAAAGUGGACUCGGGACAAUCUUUUAAAUUCUGAUCGUUGAAUCCCCCUACGGCCACUCGAAUACGGCCGAGCGGACUGCUCGAUGAUGGAUCGAGAUCUGCGUUUUUCUGACCGGAAAUUUAAGCACCACAACUUGACCUGUGAUCUAAAAGGGAAUAAAAAAUUUAAUUUUUUUUUACAGUA